AUGUCCACCGCAAGCGAUAUUUCUGCUUUCGAGCACUCCGUCGAACCAGCGCCAGCUGAAACGCUCUUCCGCGACAAGAAAUGGACCUACAUUCAAGAUUCGACUUCGAACACGGGUCAAUAUGCCGGUCAAAUUCAAUUCAAUCUUUCUACCAUCUCUUCGCAAGCUGCGUUUGUCAACUGGCAAGAAGCUGUCAUUGAGCUUCCAAUCAAGCUACAAAUUCUAAAUGGUGGCUCUGGAACUCUAACAACUGCGGCAGCGGCUUCGUAUGAUCAACUCAUUCCGAAAGCUGGCGCCUAG
Phytophthora nicotianae INRA-310 is the source of this 300-nucleotide messenger RNA. RefSeq lists its product as hypothetical. The record is from RefSeq and is a predicted model, not a curated record. NCBI's taxonomy places the organism in Eukaryota, Oomycota, Peronosporomycetes, Peronosporales, Peronosporaceae. The transcript has a single exon. Bases 1 to 300 code for a protein of 99 amino acids.